ACAACCUGAUUCAAACCCUUAGAGCAACAAGCACCCACACAAAAUGUCCGACGAAGAAGAAGAGUCCUUGUCCGAGGGCUUUUCGGCCAGUGAAGAGGACGAAUGGAAGCCCGGUAAAGAUGUGCGCGGUGGCGAAUCUUCGGAUGACGAUGACAGCGAAUUCGAGGAGCUGCCAGGAGGAGCUGCAGCCGUAGCAGCAGGCGCCAGUGGUCGCUCUCCGGCGUGUGCUACUAAAAAAAAGAGGGAACAAAAGCAGCCGAGUGGAAUUAAAGGCGCCUCCGUGAAGAAACACAAACCUAGCGGGCAAUCGCUGCGCUCCAAGCUGUUCAAUAAGUAUCGGCCGCCACCGAAAACGUUUCCCGCAUCGCCCACACAGAACUCACCAUCGGCGUCUGGCUCUGCCAGCCGUUUACCGGCCUCAAAAAACGCCAAAACGCCCAAUGAAAGCAACAACGCGGACUCCAGCAGCGAAUCGAGUGUUGAUGACUAUUUGGUCAAUCCAGCUGAAAUCGAUCUGCGCUCCAGUUUCUUUACGGCAACCAAGGAGAAAUCGCCAGCGCCACAAUUCGAUUGCAAUGCAGGCAUUACAAAUCUGUCCAAUUCUGGUUCCGGUUCCGAGGACAACAACGAAAGCAGCCUCGAGGACAAUGCCAGCAACAAUAAGGCAUUCGAUUUUCGUGGGUUGCUCGAGAAUGCUAACAGCCUGGAACGGACAAGGGAAGCUCUGCUCAGCAAGCGUACCGCUAUGGCCACGCCCCCGGGCAGCCAGGCGAGGCGCAACAGCAACGCUGCCGCAAUGGAUGUCAACGCACUGCUUGCAUUGGGCGAAAACCAAAACUACGCAAAUGAGCCAAUCGAACAACGAGCGAAGGUCAUAACGGAGCGUCGACGUUCUGGAGCACCUGCAGCAGCAGCAAAGGCAACUGCAGCAGAGCAGCAGCCGCCGCCAUUAGAUGCUCCGUCGCGAUUGAGCAAAACCAAAUCCACGCGCAUUAAGCGGCACACAAAAACGCGUCCAGCGUCCACUGUGGUCACAGCUGGCGAUACGGACGACUCCGACUUUGAGGAAGUUGCAGACGCUCAGCUAAGCAGCGAUCCAGAUGAUGCGACUCCAAACGUCUCCGGUGAUCUUGAGAUCCACGUGGGCCAGCAUGAGCUGGAGCUGGCGCUAAAGCGUCGCCUGAAUCGCGACAUCAAGGAUCGCCAGCUGCUGAUGCACAAGGUCAGCCUGAUGUGCUUAAUUGCACGCAGCAUCAAGUAUAAUCGUCUGCUGGCGGCAACUCAGAAGUAGCAGCGAAGCCCAGCAGUCCUAGGCUUAAGCAAAAGUUGAAAGAGGACUGCAGCAGCAGCAGCAGUAGCAUUUAAACCAAGGCUAAGCCGCAGCUUUCUCGGCUCAAAGGCGCCGUAAACAAACCAGAAAUGGAUGAGGUAAAAAAACCAAGGCUGCAGCUGCAAGCCCAAAAUCUCGCCCACAUUUCUGAAGCAGGCGGAACUCGUGCGAGAGCUUCGCACGGGCCAUCAAAAGACCAAAGCGCUGGCUGAGUAUCAUCUGUAUAGAU
Drosophila grimshawi is the source of this 1559-nucleotide messenger RNA. Its product is annotated as DNA repair protein complementing XP-C cells homolog. The transcript is spliced from 3 exons. Lineage: Eukaryota; Metazoa; Arthropoda; Insecta; Diptera; Drosophilidae. The coding region runs from base 44 to 1291 and encodes 415 amino acids. The record is from RefSeq and is a predicted model, not a curated record.